AUGGGCAAUGAAUCAUCCACUCCUGUAGAUGACGCUGUGCCUCCGACAACACUGCACGGUCGAACGAUAGAAGCUGUUGCCAGAUACAUUGAGGAGAAGGAUGUUCAUAAUAUUGUGGUCAUGACGGGGGCCGGUAUCAGCACUUCUGCCGGCAUUCCCGACUUCCGAUCCCCAGAGACAGGCCUGUAUGCAAAUCUGGCACGUCUGAAUCUCCCAUAUGCAGAAGCAGUUUUCGACAUAUCAUACUUUCGAACCAAUCCACUCCCGUUCUAUGCACUUGCUCAUGAACUGUUUCCUGGGAAAUAUCGACCGACAGUAACACAUGCCUUCAUCAGCCUGCUCCAUAAGAAGGGAAAGCUGCUUCAGCUUUUCACACAGAACAUAGAUUGUUUGGAAAGAGAAGCAGGGGUGCCAGGGGAGAAGAUUGUCGAAGCACACGGCUCAUUUGCCACGCAACGAUGCAUUGAGUGCCACACGGAAUAUCCGGAUGAUAAGAUGAAGGAGAUGGUUAUGAAUAAGGAAGUUCCACACUGCGUGAGGAAAUCAUGCGAUGGGCUGGUAAAGCCUGACAUUGUGUUCUUCGGCGAGGCAUUGCCAGAGGCGUUUCAUCAGAAACGAGGCUUGCCGGCUCGUGCAGAUCUAGCGAUUGUCAUGGGAACAAGUUUGACAGUCCAGCCAUUCGCGAGUCUGCCUUCUUUCGUCAGAGAGGAAACACCUCGAGUCCUCAUCAACUUAGAGAGAGUCGGUUCAUUUGGCAGCCGACCAGACGACGUCCUUUUAUUGGGUGACUGUGACGAAGGAGUGCGUAAGUUUGCCGAUGCUUUAGGCUGGCGAGAUGAACUCGAAGAACUCUGGGACUCCACCAACCCCAACAAGGACACAAAGAAGAAGCAGCAAGAACCACCAAAGACUCGGCAAGAAGCAUUGGAUGACGAGGUUGAGAAAUUGACCAGAGACAUUGAUGCUUCACUGAAAUUGUCAAGUCAGGCGAAUGAAAGAAUAAGAAGUGAAUUGGAAAAGCCUAGCUCUACAGUCACUUCAGAUUCACAGUCGCCUCCCAAUUCAGUCACCCGCGACGAAGUCACCUCAGAUAAAGUGACCACACAGGCAGCCACCGAUCUCGUUCACGUCUUUCCACAUUUAAAAGAAGAUCGAUCGGACAAACCUUCUCUUUGA
Molecule: messenger RNA, 1176 nt
Organism: Exophiala bonariae
Lineage: Eukaryota; Fungi; Ascomycota; Eurotiomycetes; Chaetothyriales; Herpotrichiellaceae
Exons: 2
Coding region: 1-1176 (391 amino acids)
Cellular component (GO): nucleus
Molecular function (GO): histone deacetylase activity, NAD-dependent; NAD+ binding
Source: RefSeq, a predicted model, not a curated record